Symbiodinium pilosum is the source of this 159-nucleotide messenger RNA. Lineage: Eukaryota; Dinophyceae; Suessiales; Symbiodiniaceae. The record is from the annotation of a GenBank genome assembly.
GAGCGAGGCUUGUUGCACCAGUGGUAUCCAGGCAUGUUCGUGAUCUUCAUCUCGCAUCAGUGGCUGAGCAAAGUUCAUCCGGAUCCAGAGGGGAAGCAAGUGGAAGUUCUGCAGAAAACGCUCAAAGGAAUCAUUGCAGGAUCUUUGCACGUCCACGAG